UCUAGAUUGUUUAUUGGAAAUUUGCCAGCAAAUUCUAUUACGAAACAAAACAUGUGGAGAAUUUUUAAUCAGUAUGGGGAUGUUAUUCAAAUCAGUAUUAAAGAAGGAUUUGGAUUUUGCCAAUUUCGAACAAUUGAUCAAUGUUCAGCGGCGAUUGAAGGUGAGAGCAAUGUUCCAUUGCGUGGGAAAGUUAUGCAUCUUGAAAUCUCU
Messenger RNA from Ascoidea rubescens DSM 1968, 210 nucleotides. RefSeq names its product Nab3 Rrm Ucuu complex. Gene Ontology annotation, molecular function: RNA binding. Lineage: Eukaryota; Fungi; Ascomycota; Saccharomycetes; Ascoideales; Ascoideaceae. The annotation marks the transcript as partial. The transcript has a single exon. The record is from RefSeq and is a predicted model, not a curated record.